AUGGAAGUUUGAAAUUGAAAGGCAGAUCUGGGAACAGGCCCGCUCGAACGGUCAGAUUCCUCGAAUUCAAAUCCGGGCGCGCUUUAUUAUUUUACGACCCCCCAGGGCCCAGGCCCCCACGCUCCCCGUCGUUCGUAUUCGAUGCGCACCUCAGUCCUCAGCUGAGCCGAGCGGAACCAGCUCGCACGAGAGGAGGCGGCCAAACGGAGAGGAAGUGAGACCGAGGUGAGAAACUGACAGGACAGGAGGACAAUCGCCGCCGCCCGCAGCAAGAAGAGAGCAUGGACUUCCUCACGCUUCCCCGCCGCGAUCUGCAGGCGCUGUGCAAGCGCAACGGCAUCCGCGCCAACAUGACCAGUGCCGCCAUGGCCGACGCCCUCCGCGCGCUCCCCAAGGUCGAAGGGAUCGAGGAGUACGUUAAGGUUCUGCAGCCGGUCUCCGUGCUGCAAACGGCGGUUAAGCCGGUGAAUGAGGAGCAGAAGCAGGAGAGUCCGCUUCCGCGUGGCCGCCGCGUCACGGCCCAGUCAUCGGAGCCCAUUGAGGCGGAGGAAGACAAGGAAAAUGAUGCAAAGCGACAGUCGAACAAAGAGGGCGUGCAGGUACCUGGCGUCGGGCGGCGUGGUGCCAGCCGUCGCGCUAGGCCCGUGCCUGCCGUGCCUCAGACGCUGGGCAAGGCAGUGGCGGAGGAGGAUGGCCAGGGAGAGCAAAAUCUGAAGCAGGAGGCCAAAAGGGAUAGCGCGCCUGCUCCCGUCGUGGGCCGGCUCGCUCGGCCCUCGACUGUUGUAAUCGCGCGGGCAGACGAGUCGGAGGUUGCAGGUGUGGAAGAGGAGCAGAGCAAGGAGGUGGUAGAUGAUGCGCUGGCCCUUGGCGUAGGCCGCCGCGGUGCCAGCCGCCGCGCUCGGCCGGCGCCUUCUAUUGCUGCGCUAGCAGGCAAUGUGGUAGAGGAUGAGGAGCAGAUAGUCCCUAUCCCACGCGGCCGUCGUGUGAAGGCCCAUGGAAACUCGUCUGAGCCUAUCAGGUUGGACACCAGUUAUGAUGAUGAAAAGGAGGAAGCGAAGCCCGUGGAGGAGCAAGACGACGCGCAAAUCGUUGGCGUGGGUCGUCGCAGAGGUGCCAGCCGGCGCGCUCAGGCGGCGUCUGCUAUAGCUGCGCCAGAAGCCAAGACAGAGGAGGAGCAGAAGGCCCCUAUCACUCGCGGCCGCCGCGUCAAGGCCAAGUCGACCGAGCUUAUCAGGCUGGACGACAGCAGCAUGGAGAAAAAGGAGGACCCGAAGCCGGAGGAGGAGACGGGAGAUGCGCCAGCAGUUGGUGCGGAGCGGCGCGCUCCUUCUCCUUCAAAAGCUCCGGCUACGAGGAGAAGCGGUGCAGCAAGCAAAGCCGAAGCAGGGGAUGUGGCCGUGGAGGUAGUAUCAAGCUUGGCCACUCGCCAGCGCAAGACGAUGAAAGCAGCAGCAGCUGCUGCUGAGGCAGAGGAGAAGGCACCACGAAGGGCCACGAGGCGCGGCGCGGUGACGAGUACCCUUAUGCAGCAGGAGCUACAAGAGAAACCACAAGAGGCUAUAGGUGCAACAGAUGAGGCCGCGAGGGCUCUACCCAUCCGGCCUACUCGCCAGCGUAAGCCGACAAUGAAAGCAGCAGCUGCUGCAACAGCACAGGAGAAGGCACCAAUAGCCACGAGGAGGGGCGCGUUGAUGACUCUCUUGCAGCAAGAUGUACAAGAGGAACCAAAAGAGGCUGUGGGUGCACCGGUUUCUCACCAGCGAUGUGAUGCUCUGGAAGAGACGAAAGAGGCUUUUGUUCCUCAAAAAGAAGAAAUAAACGAGCUGGACGCACCGAAACAAGAUGAAGAUGAAGACAUGGUUAUCAUUGAUGGUGAGAAGCUGAUGGAAGAGACUCCAGCAGAAGAUCCACCUGUGACCGAUCAGGAACGCACGGGUAAAUCAGAAUUCCAAGAGCAGCAAGUGGACGAUGAGGAGAAGUGUUUAGCAACCCUGGAGGAACCGCCGAUCAUUGGUCUUGUUUCAAUGGUAACCGAGCAGCCAUCUGAGGACGAUGGAGGUGUCAAUUUUCAGGAUGGUGGAGGUUCCAGUGCGGCUCUGUUGGACAAGAAUGCUGGUGAAGAGAUAGAAUUGGUGGCCGGCGUUCGGGCUCUGCAGGUACCAUUGACAGGCAACGGAAGUGAUGCCAGCCAUGAAAGUGAAAUGAGAAAGUUCAAUGAAGUACUAACUGUCAGAGAGAAAAACAGUGAGGUUGAUACACAAGAAGUCAGUAAGGAGAUGGAACACACUGAUAUUGCUGAGUUGCAGGCUGACAUUGUGGAUGAGGCAGCUUUUCUUGAUUGCUCGAGUAUUGUCAACCUGGUUGCUGGAGAGGAGACCGAGGUGGUCAAUACUGAAGACGGUCUUGGCUGUGAGGAGGAUGGUGAUGUUGACAAAGUGCUGCAUGACUCUGUGGAUGACACCAUUCUUAUUGAUUGCUCAAGUGAGAAUGUUGAAAUGGAGAAGGCAGGAAACGUCACACGUGAGAUGCCUGAGAACCAAGCUGCAUUGGAUGAGGAUGUUGGUAAACCGAAUGAAGUGGUUAUCGGUGACAAGCCCCAAGACACAGUGACAGAUAAAGUUGUUCAGGAGGGAAGGGAAGUACUGAUAACUGAUGAGAUGCAGCAGGGGACAGCUGGAAUGCAUGAUGAGAUCGAGGAUGAUCAGUUUGAAUCUGUUUUUGUUCAAGCUGAUCAAGUAGUCACUGCUGACAACCUGCUGGAACAAGUGACAGAUCGUGAAAUUACUGUGGAGGAGAACACAGCACUGAUAGUUGGUGAGAGACAACAGAGCACGGUUACAAUGGAUGAGGAUGUUGUAGAGGACCAUUCUGAUACUGAUGGUGAUCAUUCCAAUGAACACAUAGAAGCGGUAACUACUGUCAAAGUUCCAGAACUCAAGCUGAUUGAAGAUAUUUUUGUUCAAUCUGAUCAUGCAGUUGCUGCUGACAACCUACCAGAACAAGUGAGAGAUUGUGGAAUUACCAUGGAGACCACAUCACUGAUAGUUGAUGAGAAGCAACAGAUCAUGGUUACAGUGGAUGGAGAUCUUGUCAUGGAUGGUUCUGAAACCGAUAAUGUUCAUCCUGAUGAACAGAUGGAAGUGGUAACUGCUGAAGAAGUGCUAGAGGACACAGGGAUAACUGUUGAAGAUGUUGAGGAGAAGCAAAAGAGCACAGUUACAGUGGAUAAAGAUGUCGUUGAUGAUCAUUUUUUCAAAACUGAUGAUGUUCAUGCCGAUGAACAGAUGGAAGCGUCAACUACUGAUGAAGUACCAGAGCUCACAGAGGCAGAUUACGAAGUUGUUGAGGAGAAGCAACAGAGCACAUAUACAAUGAAUGGAGGCAUUGAGGAUGAUCAUUUCAAAACCCAUGUUGCUCAUGCUGAUGAAAAGAAGGAAGUUGUUGCUACUGAUGUGCCAGAAGUCACAGGGACGGUCGGUGAAAUUGAGGAGAAGACAUCAGUUACAAUGGAUGGAGAUGUUGUCUUUGAUCAUGCAGAUGGACAGAAGGAAGUGAUAGUUACUGAAGUGCCAGAUGAAGUCACAGUGACUGGCGAUGAAGGUGUUGAGAGAAAAGCAGCUGUGAUUACUGAGGCCAUACCAGAUCACGGGACUGCCCCAAGUAUCGCACAUACAAUGAAUGGGUGUGUCAAGGAAACCCAUUUUGGUGAUGGCAAUGAGCAGAAGAAAGUAAUCACUGCUGACAUAAUCUCGAUACCACAAGAUGAUUGUGUCCGGAAGGAGAAUGCAUCCAGCAUAGAUGUCGCAGAGUCCCUGUCCAGCAACAAGUCAUCAGGGUGCAAGAACAGCAGUGAGAAGAACACUACUGAACCCAUGGCGGUGCUAAAAGAUAAGGGACUAAAAGCGACCAAGAAACCCGUGGAUUUGUUAGCGCUUAGCCUAGGGAAGCUUAAAGCCAAGCUCAAGGAUAGGCUGAACGCCGAGAAGAAGAAAGAAGCGAAGAGGCUGGCGCUUGCCAGGGUGGACGAGAACGUUUGCCGAUCGAUCCCACGCAAAGGGGCAGGGCAGCAGCGGAACCUGAAUCUGCAACAACACUAACCCAGGGAAGAAGCUGGCUCUGAAGUGUGUGCGUGUGCGUCCAUCUAGCACCUGUGGUGAAACCAUGGUUUCUCCUUUACCCGUCGGCUAGGCAUCUAACUUAUGUGUGAUUUGCGUGUUCGCUUGGAGAUGAGGCCUACUAAACCGAUUCGGCUGUGUUUUAUCAGGUCCAAUCGUAGGUCCCAGUACCCAGCAUUGUUUUGGCCUGUGUGUGAGGCCUGCUUGUGUGUCGGUUGACUUGUCUUAUUUCGAACUCGUUGAGAAAGGCUGCUUGCUUUUUUAUAUCUCGUGCAGUAACAAAGUAGUGUCAGAUUGUAUGGAAA
Messenger RNA from Zea mays, 4420 nucleotides. RefSeq lists its product as uncharacterized. The record is from RefSeq and is a predicted model, not a curated record. The transcript is spliced from 6 exons. Lineage: Eukaryota; Viridiplantae; Streptophyta; Magnoliopsida; Poales; Poaceae. Bases 282 to 4097 code for a protein of 1271 amino acids.